GAUGGGCCCCGCGGGAGGCUCGACGAGGCCCCGGCGCUUCUUCGGCGUCUACCUGCUCUAUUGCCUGAACCCUCGGCACCGGGGCCGCGUCUACGUGGGGUUCACCGUCAACCCUGUUCGUCGAGUCUUGCAGCACAACGCGGGCCGCAAAAAAGGCGGGGCUUGGCGGACCAGCGGACGUGGGCCCUGGGAGAUGGUGCUCAUCGUGCACGGCUUCCCUUCUGCUGUGGCCGCCCUUCGCUUUGAGUGGGCCUGGCAACACCCGCAUGCCUCGCGCCGCCUGGCACACGUGGCUCCACGCCUGCGCAGCGAGGCAGCUUUCGCUUUCCACCUGCGCGUGCUGGCGCACAUGCUGCGCGCGCCGCCCUGGGCGCGCCUCCCGCUCACCCUGCGCUGGCUGCGCGCCGACUUCCGCCAGGACCUCUGCCCACCACCACCGCCGCACGUGCCUAUAGCCUUUGGGCCUCUGCCACCCCGAGUGUUGGCCUCCAAGUGUGGGGCCAAUCCCUUUGCUGACACCGAGCUCCAGCCAGAGCAGGACGCUGAGGCCCACUGCACUCUUUGCGCCCGUGCGCUCCAGGAUGAAGAAGGGCCCCUGUGUUGCCCUCACCCUGGUUGCUCCCUAAGGGCCCACAUGAUCUGCCUGGCACAGGAGUUCCUGCAGAAGGAGCCAGGGCAGCUUCUGCCCCUAGAGGGCCAGUGCCCUGGCUGUAAGAACUCACUGCUGUGGGGAGACCUGGUCUGGCUGUGCCAGAUGGGCAACGAGGAGGAAGAGCGAGACUUGGAAUUAGAAGAGGAACACUGGACGGACAUGCUGGAGAUCUGAUCCUCAGCAUCCCUGCCUCUCCACCCAUUCCUUUUCUGUGCCACUUCCUUUGGGCCUGGGCAGUUUUCACUUGGGUAUAAUAAAAAAUCAGAGUUAAGGGUACCUUCUGGUGUUUGCCAGGAUGUGUGUGGAGCUAGGAGGCAGAGACCCUGCUAGUCACGGGGUCUCUGGAGAAUAGAUGAGUGGGAGGGCCACUGACCCCCAUAAGGACCAGCCUCUUCUCUGCUGGAGGCCCCUCUGCCUCAGCGUUCCCCAGCUUGCUGCUGAGGUUACAGUUCUUAAGGACUUAGGAGACACUCCCUUUUACUCAGAGCUCACCCACCUCCAGUGCCCAGCUUGACUUUGGACUUUAAUCCAAGUAUAUGGACAAAGGCCAAGACUCUUUGAAACUCAGGGAAAGGAAAG
Messenger RNA from Pteronotus mesoamericanus, 1231 nucleotides. It is a transcript of the gene SLX1A, whose product is annotated as SLX1 homolog A, structure-specific endonuclease subunit. Lineage: Eukaryota; Metazoa; Chordata; Mammalia; Chiroptera; Mormoopidae. Gene Ontology annotation, biological process: double-strand break repair via homologous recombination. The transcript is spliced from 6 exons. Gene Ontology annotation, molecular function: crossover junction DNA endonuclease activity; 5'-flap endonuclease activity. Gene Ontology annotation, cellular component: Slx1-Slx4 complex. The record is from RefSeq and is a predicted model, not a curated record. Bases 2 to 826 code for a protein of 274 amino acids.